This is a messenger RNA of Castor canadensis (American beaver), 4984 nucleotides long. It is a transcript of the gene Lgr4, whose product is annotated as leucine rich repeat containing G protein-coupled receptor 4. Gene Ontology annotation, biological process: activation of adenylate cyclase activity; adenylate cyclase-activating G protein-coupled receptor signaling pathway; positive regulation of canonical Wnt signaling pathway. NCBI's taxonomy places the organism in Eukaryota, Metazoa, Chordata, Mammalia, Rodentia, Castoridae. The record is from RefSeq and is a predicted model, not a curated record. Gene Ontology annotation, cellular component: plasma membrane. Gene Ontology annotation, molecular function: protein binding; protein-hormone receptor activity; G protein-coupled peptide receptor activity.
GCGAGAGCCGGGGCGGGGGCGGGGGCUGGGGCCAGGGGGCCGGCAUGGCUGAAGGCUACGCUCCGCAACCUUGAAAAGCGGCUGCGGCUGGAGGCCGAGGACAGGGAGGAGGGUGCGAUGGCAGAGCGCGGCCCCGGCAGCUGCGCCGGGCCGGGCGGGCUGGCCUGAGCUGCGGGAGGAGCGGGGCUGCCUCUGCGCUUCCAUGGAGCAGCGGGAAGGGCGAAACUCCCCAGCGCCGCGUCCCUGCGCUGCUGCGGCGCGCUGCUGAAGGAAUCGGUCCACGCGGAUCGCCGCAGGAGCAAGCCCUCGCCCCAGCCCGCAGGCCGGCUGUCCCGGGGCGACGGGGGGCGUCGGAGGGCAGCAGAGGCGCGGGGAGCCAGAGGGGAGGCCGGCGCGGGCGGCGGCCGCAGCAAUGCCGGGCCCGCUGGGGCUGCUGUGCUUCCUCGCCCUGGGGCUGCUCGGCUCGGCCGGGCCCAGCGGCGCGGCGCCGCCUCUCUGCGCUGCGCCCUGCAGCUGCGACGGUGACCGUCGGGUGGACUGCUCCGGGAAGGGGUUGACGGCCGUGCCCGAGGGGCUCAGCGCCUUCACCCAAGCGCUGGAUAUCAGUAUGAACAAUAUUACUCAACUACCAGAAGAUGCAUUUAAGAACUUUCCUUUUCUAGAAGAGCUACAAUUGGCUGGCAACGACCUUUCUUUUAUCCAUCCAAAGGCCUUGUCUGGGUUGAAAGAACUCAAACUUCUAACUCUCCAGAAUAAUCAGUUGAAAACAGUACCCAGUGAAGCCAUUCGUGGACUGAGUGCUCUGCAGUCUUUGCGUUUAGAUGCCAACCAUAUUACCUCAGUCCCAGAGGACAGUUUUGAAGGGCUUGUUCAGUUACGGCACCUGUGGCUGGACGACAACAGCUUGACUGAGGUGCCCGUGCAUCCCCUCAGCAACUUGCCUACUCUGCAGGCGCUGACCUUGGCGCUCAACAAAAUCUCAAGCAUUCCUGACUUCGCAUUUACCAACCUUUCAAGCCUGGUGGUUCUGCAUCUUCACAACAAUAAAAUUAAAAGCCUAAGUCAACACUGUUUUGAUGGACUAGAUAACCUGGAGACCUUGGAUUUGAAUUAUAAUAACUUGGAGGAAUUUCCUCAGGCUAUUAAAGCCCUUCCUAGCCUAAAAGAGCUGGGAUUUCAUAGUAAUUCUAUUUCUGUUAUCCCUGAUGGAGCAUUUAGUGGUAAUCCACUCUUACGAACCAUACAUUUGUAUGAUAAUCCUCUAUCUUUUGUGGGAAACUCAGCAUUUCACAAUCUAUCUGAUCUGCAUUCCUUAGUCAUUCGUGGUGCAAGCAUGGUUCAGUGGUUCCCCAAUCUGACUGGAACUGUCCAUCUAGAGAGUCUGACCUUGACAGGUACAAAGAUAAGCAGCAUACCUGAUAAUUUGUGCCGAGAACAAAAGAUGCUUAGGACUCUGGACUUAUCUUACAACAAUAUAAGAGACCUUCCGAGUUUUAAUGGUUGCCAUGCUCUAGAAGAAAUUUCAUUGCAACGUAAUCAAAUCUAUGAAAUAAAGGAAAAUACUUUUCAAGGCCUGGCAUCCCUAAGGAUUCUAGAUUUGAGUAGAAAUCUGAUCCAUGAAAUUCACAGCAGAGCUUUUGCAAAGCUUGGGCCAAUUACUAAUCUAGAUGUAAGUUUCAACAAAUUAACUGCAUUUCCUACGGAAGGCCUGAAUGGGCUAAAUCAACUGAAACUUGUAGGAAACUUCAAGCUGAAAGAAGCCUUAGCAGCAAAAGACUUUGGUAAUCUCAGGUCUUUAUCGGUACCAUAUGCUUAUCAGUGCUGUGCAUUUUGGGGUUGUGACUCGUAUGCAAAUUUAAACACAGAAGAUAACAUCCUCCAAGACCAUAGUGUGACAAAAGACAAAGGUACUGGUGAUGCAGCAAAUGUCACAGGCAAUGCUGAAAAUGAAGAACAUAGUCAAAUAAUUAUCCAUUGUACCCCCUCAACAGGUGCUUUUAAGCCCUGUGAAUAUUUACUGGGAAGCUGGAUGAUCCGUCUUACUGUGUGGUUCAUUUUCUUGGUUGCACUAUUUUUCAACCUACUUGUCAUUUUAACAACAUUUGCAUCUUGUACAUCACUGCCUUCCUCCAAAUUGUUCAUAGGCUUGAUUUCUGUGUCUAACUUAUUCAUGGGAAUCUAUACGGGCAUCCUAACUUUUCUCGAUGCUGUGUCUUGGGGCAGAUUCGCUGAAUUUGGCAUUUGGUGGGAGACGGGCAGUGGCUGCAAAGUAGCUGGAUUUCUUGCAGUUUUCUCCUCAGAGAGUGCCAUAUUUUUAUUAACAUUAGCAGCUGUUGAAAGAAGCUUAUCUGCAAAAGAUAUAAUGAAAAAUGGGAAGAGCAGUCAUCUCAAGCGGUUCCGGACUGCUGCCCUGUUUGCUUUCCUGGGUGCUGCAGUAGCAGGCUGUUCCCCUCUUUUCCACAGAGGGGAGUAUUCUGCAUCACCCUUGUGCUUGCCCUUUCCAACAGGAGAGACGCCAUCAUUGGGCUAUACGGUAACCUUAGUGCUGUUAAACUCAGUAGCAUUUUUAUUAAUGGCCAUUAUCUACACUAAACUUUACUGCAACUUGGAAAAAGAGGACCUCUCAGAAAACUCACAGUCUAGCAUGAUUAAGCAUGUGGCUUGGCUAAUCUUUACCAAUUGCAUCUUUUUCUGCCCUGUUGCGUUUUUCUCAUUUGCACCAUUGAUCACUGCAAUCUCAAUCAGCCCUGAAAUAAUGAAGUCCGUUACUCUGAUAUUUUUCCCAUUGCCUGCUUGCCUGAAUCCGGUCCUGUAUGUUUUCUUCAAUCCAAAGUUUAAAGAAGACUGGAAGUUACUGAAGCGACGUGUUACCAAGAAAAGUGGAUCGGUUUCGGUCUCCAUCAGUAGCCAAGGAGGUUGUGUGGAACAGGAUUUCUACUAUGACUGUGGCAUGUACUCUCACUUGCAGGGUAACCUGACUGUGUGUGACUGUUGUGAAUCAUUUCUUCUGACAAAACCAGUAUCAUGCAAACACUUAAUAAAAUCACACAGCUGCCCUGCAUUGGCAGUGGCUUCUUGCCAAAGACCAGAGGGUUAUUGGUCUGAUUGUGGCACACAGUCGGCCCACUCGGACUAUGCAGAUGAAGAAGAUUCCUUUGUCUCAGACAGUUCAGACCAGGUACAGGCCUGUGGAAGAGCCUGCUUCUAUCAGAGCCGAGGAUUUCCUUUGGUGCGCUAUGCUUACAAUCUACCAAGAGUUAAAGACUGAACUACUACUGUGUUUGUAACUGUUUUCCCCAUCAACCAAAAUCAGUGUUUAUAGAGUGGACCCUAUUCUGAUUUUUUAUCUGGGAGGCACUUCUGUAAAUCACUGCCUGGUGUCACUUAGAAGAGGAAGGUGGCAAUUUAUUUCUCAAACCAGAUGUUUUCAAAGAACAGGUGCAUAAAUGAUAAAUUAGUGAAAAAUGUAAUGUCCAAGCAAUGUGUGGCCUAUUUGACGCAAAUAUAACUUGAACAGGAUUUGGGGUGUAGGAUAGCAAUAUAAAAUUAAGUUUUUGUGAUCCAUAAGAUGGAAAUUUACAUCUCUUUCUGAAUUAAGCACAAGAUAGAGAACAGCUGUUAAUAUUUUUUAAAGUAUAUUAUAAACUGUGAUUUUAUAAAAUGGAAAUGUCUUGCUAAUUUUACCUAAUGUUUCAUCAUUAAUCUCAGGACAACUUACUACAGGGCCAAAAAAGGGAUUAUCUUCCAGCUAGAACAGUGAGGGUGCACAUAGGCAUUACUUUCUUGUUUCCUAUUUCUAUCUUUGAUGUAAGAGAAUCAUAAAUUUUGUUCACCUGAUUUAUAAAUGUAAAACCUGAAGAUGUUUUAAAGACAAUAUUAACAGCUGUUAGAUUUAAAAAAAAAUAGUAAAUUUCUUUUUGGUCCUUACACAUUGCUUUGGUAUGAUCAUCAUAAUUAUUUUCUAGUAUUUUGCAGUCAUGCUACUGGGAAAAAAUAAAGAGCUAAUUGCUGUAUGUGUUCAGUAGAUUUGGCUAAACUACUAAUCUGGAGAUUUUAAUAGUACCUGAAGGAUUUUAUGGCUCCACCUAAUGUUCCAUUAAUAAACACUUCCUAGUAUCAUUGGCUCUACUGAUAUUUUCCAAUUUUGUUGGUAUGUCAUCCAUUUAUAGUUUGGAUUAUACAGAAAGUAAACUGGGAUAAAUAAUCUUAUGUAAUUAGAAGAAACUAGGAGUAGUAGCUAUGACACAAAGCACUUACAUUUAUUUCUUAGUCAGCUGGAUUCUCCUGUGCUAUUACAUGGAAGCUUCAAUACGAUUUUCCCAAAUUAUGAGUUAUAAAAAGCUAUUCAAUAGCUCAGAUGUUGAGCAGGCCUCGUGGUGCAAUGGUAGCACAUCUGACUCCAGAUCAGAAGGUUGCAUGUUCAAUAGCUCAGAUGUUGAGCCUGGUUAGACAAGACAAGUAUGUCAUUAAGGGGAGGGGAGAAAAGGAAUGAAGCUUAGUCCUAUGUCUUUAAAAAUUAAAAAUUUUACUUGAUUCUCAUCUUUGGGCCUCUGACAUGUGAAGUCUUAAAGUUACAAGUGCUCAACAUGUAUUUUGAAUAAUGUUGAAUCAAUAGCAAACCCACUGCCAUGUUUAGUUAUUCUGGAUAUUCAAAAGAAUUAAGCUAGAUUGCAGUUUAACAAUUAAACUGUACAUACUGUGCAUAUAAUGAAUUUUUAUCUUAUGUAAAUUAUUUUUAGAACACAAGUUGGGAAAUAAGGCUUCUGUUCAUUUUGUUUAAUUAAAGCUACCUCCUAAACUAUAGUGGCUGCCAGUAGCAGAAUGUUAAAUUGUGGUUUAUAUACUUUUUUUGGCAUUGUAAAUAGUCUUGGUUGUACAUUGUCAGUGUAAUAAAAACAGAAUCUUUGUAUAUCAAAAUCAUGUAGUUUGUAUAAAAUGCGGGAGGGAUUUAUUUACAGUGUGUAAUUUUUUAAGGUCAACUAUU